ACUCAACAACAUCUUGAACAUUGAAUAAAACACACCUCCUCAAAACUUCAAAGACUUUAUAUCAUAUCUUCCUCACAGACUAGACUUAUCAAUCAGCCAACAUGUCCAGCAUCAUCAACAAAGUCAAGGACGCUGUCACUCAUGACAAGCAUGAGAAGCCGUCUUACUCCACCAAUGCUGGCCCUCACGACUCCAACAUGGCCAACAAAGUCGACCCUCGUGUUGACAGUGACCGCGAUGGACGUGCUGCCUAUGGCACCACUGGUACUACCGGCACUACCGGCACUGGAAUGAACAUUGGAAACACCUACACACACGGUACAACCGGCUCUACUAACGCUGGGCCUCACAACUCCAACGUUGCCAACAAGGUGGAUCCUCGUGUCGAUAGUGAUCUUGAUGGCCGUGCUGUCCAUGGAAACACUGGAUACUCCGGCACGCACACUGGCGCUGGUGUGGGCAACACAUACGGUACUACUGGCUCUACCAAUGCUGGCCCUCACAACUCCAACGUUCUAAACAAGGUGGAUCCCCGUGUCGACAGUGAUCUAGAUGGACGUGCUACCCACCACAACACUGGCUACAACACCGCUGGUACCACCACUGGAGCUGUCGCUGGAGGAUAUGGCACUGGAUCCACCAACGCUGGUCCUCACAACUCCAACAUGAUGAACAAGCUCGACCCUCGUGUCGACAGUGACCGUGGUAAGCAUUUACAAAAAUUAGUAGUCGUGACUGCCGCUAACAGCUUUUCAGAUGGACGAAAUGCCUUCGGUUCUGCUGGUUCCGCCGACACCACUACCAAGUCCUUUGAGCAGUCCCAAAACGAGUCUACUGCUACUUCCACUACUGCCCAUGGCGCACACUCAUCCAACCACGGACCUCACAAUUCUAACCUCAUGAACAAGUUGGACCCUCGUGUUGACAGUGACCGCGACCAUCAUGCUGCUCACAGCGGCAUGACCGGCCACUCUGGUACCACUGGUACUACUAUGGGUGCUGGCGCUGGCGGUAUGGGAGCUGGUGCUGGGGGCACCACGACUUACGGCCACCACGGUUACGGCACUACUACUGCUGGCCCUCAUGAUUCCAACCUGGCCAACAAGAUGGAUCCUCGUGUUGAUAGCGAUCGUUCAAAUUAUGGAACCACAACCACUGGCCAUGGCUACAACACUCGCAGCACCAACGCCGGACCCCACGACACCAACAUGGCUAACAAGAUGGAUCCUCGCGUCGACUCUGACAUGGAUAACCGUGCUCGCCACCACCACAUGGGAACUACUACUGGUGCUGCCCCCGCAGGUAGCAGCUAUGCUUCCACUGGAACUGGUCAGACUUACGGCAGUGCUGGUCCUCACAACUCCAACCUCAUGAACAAGCUUGAUCCUCGUAUCGACUCUGACUUGGAUGGUAGUCGUACCGUUGGAAACACCCAGCGUCAAUACUAGAUGUGCAUGAUUCCCCAUGAAUUGAUUUCAGUUUGCUUUAUGAAUUACGAGUCUAUUUUAUAACCUGUACUAUAGUUCCAGCAUUCCUAAUAUGAACUCAUUCCAACAUU
This is a messenger RNA of Talaromyces stipitatus ATCC 10500, 1558 nucleotides long. RefSeq lists its product as uncharacterized. The coding region runs from base 102 to 1448 and encodes 448 amino acids. NCBI's taxonomy places the organism in Eukaryota, Fungi, Ascomycota, Eurotiomycetes, Eurotiales, Trichocomaceae. The record is from RefSeq and is a predicted model, not a curated record. The transcript has 6 exons.